Nelumbo nucifera (sacred lotus) is the source of this 1413-nucleotide messenger RNA. RefSeq names its product histone acetyltransferase MCC1. Gene Ontology annotation, biological process: N-terminal peptidyl-methionine acetylation. NCBI's taxonomy places the organism in Eukaryota, Viridiplantae, Streptophyta, Magnoliopsida, Proteales, Nelumbonaceae. Gene Ontology annotation, cellular component: Golgi membrane. Gene Ontology annotation, molecular function: protein-N-terminal amino-acid acetyltransferase activity; histone acetyltransferase activity. The record is from RefSeq and is a predicted model, not a curated record.
UCUUCAAGCUCAAGGACAGGUAAACCGCAAACGUGAAGCGUGAACGGUGGACGUGAACUGCGAGUCACCUUUCAGAAUCAUAAACAACCGGAAUACCAACACGCUCACAUUCUUUAUUCCAAAGACGACUUCCCAAGGAAACAAGGAAAGAAAGAAAGGAACUUUUCUCUCUUUUAUUAUUUUCUCUGCAACUCUUAUAUUCCAACGUCCUUCUCCUUUGCCUGUGAAAUUGCUUCCCCGAAAUCAGGUAUUUAGUUUAUUGAUCUAUCUGUUUCGUUCCUCUCAAGUCCUCACUGGUUGUGUGUCUUCUGACUCGAAUUUUCUUCAUCUCUCGACUUAUUGCACAGUUGAAAUUCACGGCUUGAUUGAUUCCAUGGGAGAUGUGUGAAUGGGAAAAAAAGGAUUCUUCUAUAUGUUUGCCAAGUAUUUUAUAUCUUUGAAGGGGAUUAAUGCCAUAAUCCUUGAUGGUGGAUCCAAAAGCCCAACAUUGUCCAAAUAUUGCUUAUAGACCUAUAACACCUUCUGAUCUUCAAGUUCUUGAGAAGAUACAUGCUGAUCUCUUUCCUAUCAGGUAUGAGUCUGAGUUCUUCCUCAAUGUUGUGAAUGGCCGUGACAUUGUUUCAUGGGGAGCUGUUGACCGCAGUAGACCUGGCUCUCAAAGUGAUGAACUUAUUGGAUUUGUCACCGCACGUAUUAUCCCAGCAAAUGAAAGUGAGAUAGCAGAUACACUUCGACAUGACCCUUCAAGGAUAGACCAAACACUUGUUUAUAUUCUGACACUGGGUGUAGUAGAGCCUUACAGAAAUCUUGGGAUAGCUACUUCACUUAUUCGAGAGGUUACCAAAUAUGCAUCAAGAAUUCCUACUUGUCAAGCAGUUUACUUGCAUGUGAUUGCUUACAAUGAUCCAGCCAUUACAUUCUACAAGAAGAUGUUGUUCAAGUGCAUACGGAGAUUGUCAAAUUUUUAUUACAUCCAGGGCCAACAUUAUGAUGCAUACUUGUUUGUCUAUUACAUAAAUGGUCGCCGAUCUUCUUGUUCUCCACUAGAACUUGUCACUGCAAUGACAACUUGUAUGAGGAGCCUGUUUAAGUUCCUGGCUGCAAAAAUAUGGAAGAAUGAAGACAAGAAGAUUCCAAAAUGGUCCAAAUGUAAAGAAUCCAGUUGCUUUUUAAGUAAACAAAAGAAGAGAGUCGUCACAACUGAGGGUGCUGGUUGCCAAUGUGUGUAGCAUAGUAACCUUGCUUGGCUUCUGCUACUAAAAAAGAACUGAAGGCAACACCAUAGAGUGAUUUCAUCCUCAGCUACCUCCUUUUUAUUCAUUAUCCUCAGUAGCUUGUGCCUUGUAUAAUCUCUCCUGUUGUAAAAUUUACGCUUCAUUAAUGUCAGUCAUAAGAUGCCUUUUUUCAUACAAA